Messenger RNA from Solea senegalensis (Senegalese sole), 4372 nucleotides. RefSeq names its product linkage group 19 C16orf72 homolog (gene hapstr1a). Bases 187 to 1059 code for a protein of 290 amino acids. The record is from RefSeq and is a predicted model, not a curated record. NCBI's taxonomy places the organism in Eukaryota, Metazoa, Chordata, Actinopteri, Pleuronectiformes, Soleidae. The transcript is spliced from 5 exons.
ACUAGGAAAACAGUGAGCUAAGCCCAUACUCGCUGAUGGCAGCUGUACACAACCCCAUGUUCUAGUGCGAAACAGUAAAAACUCUAGCGAUAUCAAUGAUUUUCAUCACAUAACUCUUUAUAUACUCUCGGUUUAAUCUGUAUUAUUAGGAUUAAUCCCGCACUUCCCCGAGUUCGGGUGCCUUAAAUGGAGGAGAAGAAGGAAGACGGAGACUCGGAGAUACAGGAACACGGACCCGAACACUGGUUCUCAAAAUGGGAGCGGCAGUGUUUGGCCGAAGCGGAGCAGAGGGAGCUCGGCGAGGAAGAGGCCGACAACGACCAGGAUAAACUGUGGCAUCUCUUCCAGAACUCCGCUACUGCAGUAGCUCAGUUAUAUAAAGACAGAGUAUGCCAUCAGCAGGGCCUGUCACUGUGGGUGCCAUUUCAGAAUGCUGCUACAGCAGUCACCAACCUCUACAAAGAGAGUGUGGAGGCCCAUCAGAGAAGCUUUGAUCGGGGUAUUCAAAUAGGCCAUCAACGUCGCAAUAAGGACAUGUUGGCCUGGGUGAAAAAGCGCAGGAGAACCAUCCGUAGGGAGGACCUCAUCAGCUUCCUGUGCGGCAAAGCACCACCUCACAGGAGUAGCAGGGCCAACACUCGAUUGGCCAUGGUGGCCCCUAGUCGGGCCAAUUCACCUGCCGAGACGGGCUCAUCUGUGGAGGCAGACCUCCAGCCCUUCAGGGAGGCUAUAGCACUGCAUGGUCUAAGUGGGGCCAUGGCAAGUAUCAGUGUGCGCUCUGGUGCUCCAGGUUCUCCCACACAUGUGAGCGGCAGCAGUAGUAAUGGAGGUGGUGCUGGCGGAGGCGGUUCUUCUGGCUCUGGGCCAGUGUGCCGCAGCAGGCGUAAUGGGCUUCAAGAUGUCGACCUGAACACUUUCAUUGCAGAGGAGAUGGCACUACAUCUGGACUCUACAGGCUCUGCCGCCGGCGGAGGGGGAGGAACCAGGAAACGAAAUUCCACCCAGUGUAGUGACGUCAUCACAGACUCCCCUACGCACAAACGCAACAGGAUGAUCUGAUCUGCUGCCUGUCCAUGUGUAUGAGAGGGUGGGGGGGGGUGCCUUUAAAGUCAAGCCUUGGACAGAGGGAUGGGGUCAUGUUGGACAGAUGGACAGACAGAUGUUACCAGUGCCUGGUUGUGUUAAAGAACCCAGGCUGAAAAAGAAACUGUGCUGGACUGUAGGUCGCUGCAGUCGAAUCAGAUGUUGGAAGAAUUAUUUUCCUUGUCUCCUUUUCUGACACUAUUACUACAAAUCACUGCUCUGCAAUCAGAACAUUUUGUGAGUGUGCAAGACUCGCUGGUCUGGACAACAUCACACACUCCUCAGACAUCGCUAUCCUGGAAAGGAGACGACAAAGGAACCAACAUGUGGGAUGCAGACAGUUCUCAAAGGGUUGAAAAUGCACUGUGCUGCUUUACAAGUAAAAGCCACUUGAUCCUUGACACAUGUGUGCCCUUUCUUCCCUUAACCACACUCAUCCUCACCCAUCACCUUAAUAAGGAAGUGAGGGCCAUGAUCAAAUCGACUCACUCAGUGAAUCGAGUUGCUCGCCAAAUGUCGGACCCAGCUCGAACAGAGACUCAGCUCUGUGUCAAAGAACCCAUCAGUUCUUUCUGUUACUUCAUCAUUUCAGCUCUUGGUUGAUGUUGCCUGUCUGUGUUGGAGUUAAAUUGCCCAGUAAGAGUCCAUCUGUGGCGUCAUCCUGCCUCCUCUGCUGCUUGUUAUAUUUCUCUGGUAACCAGGCUGGAUGACAUGUAACUACCAAUAGCAGGCUAUAGAUGUUUGGACAUGAAGACCUUAAUCUCUGCAAAAAAAACUAUUCUGCUUCAACAGUUGCUUGGUUUAGUUAAACCAGUUGCCAUUUUCUUUUUUUUUCUUUUUUAAACAACCAGUGUUAAAAUUCUUGUUUUGCCACUGUUUGCAUUCUGCUCCACCUUGUUUUUGUCUUUUUUUGUUGUUGUUCAGGAUAAUGAAAAGGAAGAAAAUUCUUUGUUGUUCAGCCUCUCAGUCAGCUUGUUUGCUGAUGAGACGCCCACUUCCCCUUUACCUAAUACUUAUUUUAAAAGCAGCUCAAGUUUUAUGUGAUUGUGUGAUUCUGAUUAGUUGCAAUAAGGAUUUUUUGCACUUAGCUUUCUCUUCUAACUCAUGCAAACAAAUCGGCUCUUCCAUUGUAUCCCAGUUGUAGCCUUGUCCAGCCCUAAAAAGGCCUGCUUUCGGUCGGCCCACGCGCGAUUUAUCUGUUGGUGCUCAGAAAAGGUGAACUCGAUAUGACUAGAAAAGGAUAUCGCGUGCAUACCUGGUUCAUUCUUUAAGUGUUUAAAUCAGGUUGUGGGGCAUUUCUGUGGGCUGAACCUUUUUUCAGAGAUGUGGGAGUUAUUCCCCAUCUGACGAGUUAUCAAACGUACUGGGCGAUAAUCUGUGCUGUAAAGGAAGCAUAAAUCACAGAAAUGUUCUUGCGAAGGUAGCAUUUCUCAACAGUCCCACCAAACAUGCCAACCAGUGUACACAAGUCACUGGAUGAUCUGACUACAGCAUUGAAUUGGCUGUUGGGGAACACUGCUGUUUGUUUUAAGGGGUGCGUGCAUUAAUAAGAUGUGAAUGGGGUUUGUUUUGUUUCUUUUGGGUUUUUUUUAACUUGGUACUGGAUGAUGCAACUCUGGGCUUGUUUCAUUCUUGAAAUGUCGUUGCCUUCCAUCCACUAAGAGAGUAGAGCGGGAGAUGCUGAUAUCACAUGAGUCAGAAAUGUGGGUAUAUUUAGCAUUUUGUAAAAUAAUAUGAACUGGUACUGUGUAUAUUUUGAGGGUGAUUAAAAGAGGUUUAUUGGAGGUUAAACAGAACUUGAUUGGGGUGUAGUGCACCCAGUUGUUCAUCUGCAUAGAAAGUGUACAAAUCAAAAAUUGUAAAAAGUGUAAAUUGUGGAAGAAAGUAUAAAUCCUUCAAUGUUAUCUAAACUAAUGAUAAUGUAUAUUUUCAGUGAUGCUCUGCCAUAGUCGUGAUACAGUAUGUUGUCAGUGAGCAAACUGAAGUGUAAAGCUCAAAUACCCACUACAGCUGACUUAGAAGAUGUCAGUGUUUCCUUCUCUCUUUCCCAACUUGUGUUGACGUUUUCACUCCCCUUCACUUUUCUUACCUCUUUCAUUGUUAAGAAAAAAAAAAAAUCAAAAACAAAAAAAGCAUGCACGUUUUUAACUUCUGUUACAUUUUGGUCACAGAUUUCUUUUUUUAUUUUGCAUAUAGGUUGGCUGUUAUAUUCAUACAUGAUUGCUGAAAGUCGGUGAAAGAAAAGAACCUGGUUGAGAUUUAUUGAGUGCGUCAAAUGAAGAAUUAAGAGUUUUGAACUUUGUUGAUGCAUAGGAGUGUAAAAACAAACAAAAAAAUACCAGACUGAAAAUAUAACCUCAUAUUAAAAAAAAAAUUGAGAUUUGAUUUGUCUACAGAAAGCCUCUGAUUACUGAAAGAAGGAAGGUUGACCGUUAUCCAUGUUGAGAGUGUUUGGCUCUUGAUUUAAAGGUUUUAAACUCACCAUGUCCUGUGAGUUGUGGAUACCUUCAGCUAUCACAGGCUAAUGGAACAUAGGAAGGAUCCAUGCUUAUUGAAUAGGAACUAAACUUUGAAUGUCAAAGACAUUGACUUGACUUUUUGUUUCUGGGACGGAGCUAACGUGACGAUUGAAAAUGAAUGAGUGAAUUCUGAGGAGCGACCUGACUGCCUGUCCACACGCUCUUCAUUAAGUCAGAGGAAUGCGUUCAGUUUUUUUUUGGUAUUUUUGACACUUUUCUCACUUCUGUGCGUCCGACACCCGUUGUUGGCAUUGGUAGCGUUGCUGACUGAAACCAAAUUGUGCGUUGAGCCACAAACGAGUAGUUUUAACCUCCGUUUCGGUUGCGUGACAACAUGUCACUUAAAAUACGGAAAAUGAGAAGUGUGCUGGCAGGAUAAAUAAAGUACAAGUCCAACUAUCAAAAGACAGUUUUCCAAAGGCUCGACUAGAGUUGGCUGCUGCCCUCGCUCCAAGCCUACUGUUCAUGUUGCAGCAUUAAAUCUCCCCCCACCCCUCCAACCCCUUCACAAUUAGUCUGGUCAUGGGGGGGGGGACUUUGUUUUUCUUUUCUUCCCCUUAGCCAAUCACAGGCCUUCACUCACAUUGUUUCAAAAGGCUGACUCAUGCCACGUGUCUCUGGAGCCAACACUAUUAUUAGCUGUUUCUGGAUACUUAUUUGUUUAAAAAAAAAAAGUAAUAAAUGGCUAAUCUCUAUACUUAACAUUUAAUUGUUGGUAUGAUAUGUGGUUCAUAUUGUAAAAGAAAUAAAACCAUUGAGUUGCAAUCGGA